UUGUUGCUGUUGUGAAGACAACAAAUAAAAGAAGAGAAAAAAAAACGAGCCCCGGGCAUUAACACCAUAAAUCAAUAACGUUUCAAAAAAAAAACUUAGAUAGCGUAAAUUUGCCGGCGAUAUGUUGCCGGCAAAGCACAACAGCAACAAUGAUACGCAAACAACAGCAGCAGCAGCAGCAGCAGCAACCACCAUGAACAAUGGUCAUCUGCAAUCUAAUGCAAUGGACGAGCUUAAGAGCACAGUGGUGGCGCCACUGCUGGGACAGGCACAACAGCAACAGCAACAGCAGCAGCAGCAGCAACAAAUACAGCAGCAACAACAAAUACAGCAGCAACAGUCGCCGCAGAAGCUGCCAAGCAUCGUUUUCUUAAGCGCCGAUGGCAGCGGCACUGUGGGCAGCGCUUUGCAGCGCAAUAUGAUGAGUCCGCCUACACCCAGCCACACCCAUAGGGGCAGCGAUUGGCUGCUGGUGAAGCAGACGAAGCAGCGACGUCGCCUCUUCGUCUUGGCCAUAGCAUUUACCGUUCUAGGCGCUGCCAUAGGCGCUCUGGCCAUUUACUUUGCCAGCGUGCAUCAGUAUUGUCAGCUCCAGGACGCAGGCGCUGGCAAAGCCAAUGGCUUGGGCUAUGUGACAAGCGGACAGGCAGGACGACAGCUGACAACAGGACAGCAGGACAAUGUGUGCCUCACACAGGAAUGCGUGCGCACAGCUGCCUCGUUGCUGUCAGCCAUGGAUAUAACUGCAGAUCCUUGCGAGGAUUUCUUUCAGUUUGCCUGCGGCACUUGGAACAAAUUGCAUCCCAUACCAGAAGAUCGCAGCUCAAUUAGCACUUUUGAGGUGCUCUCGGAUCAGCAGCAGUUGAUACUGCGCGGCGUGCUGGAGGAGCCGUUGGAUGAGCGCGACAAUGAAGCCACCACCAAGGCCAAGACCUUCUUCAAAAGCUGCAUGGACAUACCCCAGAUACGUAAAGUGGGCGCUGGACGCGUCAAGCAGGUGCUGCGCUCCUUGGGCGGCUGGCCGGUGAUCGAGAGCAACUGGCAGGCGCCCGCGGGCAUAAGCGUGGAGCAGCUGAUGGGACAACUGCGACUCAACUAUAGCGAAUCCGUGCUGAUUGAGCUCUAUGUGGGCGCCGAUGACAAGAACAGUUCGGUGAACAUUAUACAAAUGGAUCAGCUGCAGUAUGCGCUGCCCUCGCGGGACUAUUAUCUGAAGGAGAGCAGCGCCAAUGAUCGCUUGGCCUAUCACAAGUAUAUGACGCAGGUGUCGGUGCUGCUGGGCGCGAAUGCGGAGACGGCGGCGCAGGAGCUGCAGCGCGUGGUGGAGUUUGAGACGCAGCUGGUGAAGGUGUCGCUGCCGGAGCCGGAUAGACAUGACACCAGCCUGGUGUAUCGCAAGCUGACGCUGCCGGAGCUGCAGCAGCUGGUGCCGCAGCUGAACUGGACGCAGUACUUGCAGUCCUCGCUGGGCGAGAGCAUUCCGCUGCAGCCGAACGAGCAGCUGGUGACCUAUGGCAUGAGCUAUCUAACGGAAAUGGCGCGCAUUGUAAAGGGCACCGAUAGGCGUGUGGUGCAGAACUAUAUGCUGUGGCGUCUGGUCAUGUCGCUGAUGACGCACAUGAUCGAUGAGUAUCAGCGGGAGCGCGUGGAGUUCCGCAAGAUUCUGAUGGGCAUACAGUCGGAGCGCACGCGCUGGUCACAGUGCGUCGAGUGGACGAACAAGAAGCUGGGCGUGGCUGUGGGCGCGCUGUUCAUACGCGACAACUUCAAUCAGGACAGCAAGGAGGUGGCGCUGGAGAUGAUUCAUACCAUACGGCAGGCGUUCAAUGAGCUGCUGGCGGAGAAUCACUGGAUGGACGACGAGACGCGUGCGGUGGCCAAAGAAAAAGCGGAUUCAAUGAAUGAGCGCAUUGGCUAUCCCGAAAUACUGACGAAUAUAACCGAACUGGAGCAGGAAUAUGCAAAUCUGACCAUAGUGCCGGAUAACUUCAUCGACAAUGUGCUCAACAUUCUGCAGUGGGAGUCACAAAAGGGAUUGCAUCUGCUGCGCCAGCCUGUGGACAAGGAGAAGUGGACUACGGAGCCGGCAGUGGUGAACGCUUUCUACAAUCCCAACAAGAAUGACAUAGUUUUUCCCGCUGGCAUUUUGCAGCCGCUUUUCUAUAGUCAGCACUUUCCCAAGUCGCUGAACUAUGGCGGCAUUGGUGUGGUCAUUGGCCAUGAGAUUACGCAUGGCUUCGACGACAAGGGGCGUCAGUUCGAUAAGGAGGGCAACAUGAUGCAGUGGUGGAACAAUGCGACCAUUGAGGCUUUCCGCGAACGCACCCAAUGCGUCAUCGAUCAGUAUUCCCGCUACAAGAUCAACGAGGUCAACAUGUACAUGGACGGACGCAUGACGCAGGGCGAGAAUAUUGCCGACAAUGGCGGCUUGAAGCAGGCGUUCCGAGCCUAUAAGAAGUGGGAGACGCUGCAUGGCAAGGAGCAAAUGCUGCCCGCUUUGAAUAUGACGCAUGAUCAGCUGUUCUUUCUCAAUUAUGCACAGAUCUGGUGCGGCUCAAUGCGUCCGGAGGAUGCUCUAACCAAAAUACGCUCCUCGGUGCAUUCGCCGGGCUUUGUGCGUGUCCUGGGGCCGCUUUCGAAUUCGCGCGACUUUGCUCAGGCCUAUCAAUGUGCCGUUGGCUCCACCAUGAAUCCGGCGGACAAGUGUAGCGUCUGGUAGAGUCACAGUCACAGUCACAGUCACAGUCACGCUCUAGCUCACUGUCAUGGUCACGUUCAGGCGUUGGGCGUAGUUUGAUUUUUUUAUACUAAGUGCUUUUGUUAGGGUGAACACUUUUUGCUUGAAAACAAAAAUAU
Drosophila busckii is the source of this 2856-nucleotide messenger RNA. RefSeq names its product neprilysin-1 (gene Nep1). The coding region runs from base 122 to 2719 and encodes 865 amino acids. Gene Ontology annotation, molecular function: metalloendopeptidase activity. The transcript has 8 exons. NCBI's taxonomy places the organism in Eukaryota, Metazoa, Arthropoda, Insecta, Diptera, Drosophilidae. The record is from RefSeq and is a predicted model, not a curated record. Gene Ontology annotation, biological process: protein processing. Gene Ontology annotation, cellular component: plasma membrane.